Molecule: messenger RNA, 3308 nt
Organism: Schistosoma turkestanicum
Lineage: Eukaryota; Metazoa; Platyhelminthes; Trematoda; Strigeidida; Schistosomatidae
Source: the annotation of a GenBank genome assembly
AACGGUUUGUUUGUUUUAUUUCUGUUGUUAACCUUGAAGACCACUCACCUAUCUGUUUGUCUGCUAGUUGAAGAGAUGGAGCUGGGUAUCCCUGUCGAACAAAUUGGGACAGAACACCAGAAAAUUCCGGCACUGUUAGUAGGGAUAGAAAAGACUUUAUGCACAAUACAAUAUACAGCUAAUCAUUGCACUAUUAAAGUUGGUCUUUCCGAGCUUCAGCUGGCCCCAAAUGCGUUUUCGAUCAAUGAUAAGUGCGAUGUUCAACCUGGCUCAUCCGUAAAUGAGGAACUGCCUCAUAACUUUUCACCCAGAGAUCCGGUUGAGGUCUGGCUAGAUUCUGGUUCAACCGCAAAGAAAAAAAUUGCAACCGAUGUAGAAACGAGUAAUUAUGCGGAAACUACUUUCAAUGUCCCACCUGGGGCAUGGUGGCCUGGUCGUGUUCUUACAAUACAAGGUGGCUUCGCACAUGUUGAGGUUGCUGCCCCUUUACAGGAGUACACUGGGGUAGAAGAUAAACCAACUGCACACGCCAUACCACAUUUAAUUGGACUUGGUUCCUCAGUCUUGCCAUACCGCUCUACUCUUGUGAAGGUAACGGAAAUUCGAGUUCCAUGGAACGGAAAAUUUUUGGGUGGUCACAUGGAGGACCAAUCCCAAACGAGUGCUUUGACAUCAGGUUUUUUGAAGGACAACUUAGUCGAAUCGAAUAAUUUGUUAGUACCAGGAAUUCUUCAUCGUCAUAGUAUUUGCAUUCCAGCUUACUUGUAUCGAUUAGCAACCAAUCCAGAAUCGCAUUCAACUUUAGCUAAAUUUUGUAGUGCUCCUUGUCUCAUUCAGUGUGAUUCUGAACCAUUUCUCCCUGGGACGUUUGCGAAACUGAUACUAGGAGAUAAAGAGGGAUCAAAUGAUUCUGGACAACAUACCCCAGUUCAUGCCGAUUAUGGAUCAGUGAGCCCUUCAUUGUGUCUAUCGACCUAUACAUGGCCUUCACCCUCUCUGAUUUCACAAUCAGCUAUAAUGAAUGUUCCACAUAUCGCAGGAACGCUGAGCCCAGCUGGGAUUACUGACCCAAACAUCCUUUUGACGGGUCUACCUGGAGCUAAUGGACCUCUUGUACUGCUACAUAUCUGGUCUGGUUCUCCUGAAGCUAUUCGACGUGCGAAUUUCUUGGAAUUGGGUCACAUUCGUUUGUUAGCUGUUAGAUAUCAUUUGCUAAGGAAUUUGUCGAAGGGGGAAACUGGAGAUCUGGAGUUGUCUAACAGUGCUGAGUUAGAUGUUGAAGAUGGGGAUGCUCCUGCCAUUCAUUGUAAACCUAUCAGUAUGCCAGCAACUGCGUCAAGUGACAAACAAGCGUCUGGUGGAAUGAUUAUCGGUUAUGAAUGUCGUUUUCGAAUUUUGCCACAUUUGAUUGGUCUUGCUAUUGGACAUCGUGGUGCAACUAUUCAAGAAGCUCGAGGAAUUCCUGGAGUUCGUGCGGUCGAUCUUCUUUUUGAUGGAAUAGUCCAUGUAGAAGCUGAGACUAUUGAAGCAUGCCACUCAGUGAGGAAUCUUUUGGAUUUCACUGAAGUUGAGAUCCCUGUCCAACCGAGAUUAGCAAGUCGGUUAAUCGGAUCAAAAGGCAUGAACAUCCGAAAGUUAGCAGAAGCGGCAGGUGUUCGGAGAGCUAAGCUGUUAGAUCCUUUUGCUAGAAAACGCAAACUAAUGGCUCAGCGUCAAAACCAUUAUCCAGUACGUGUUGAUUUGGAAUGUGGUGGCUCGGUGGCAGAUGGCGUUGUUCAUGAAGAUACAUCAAACGGUGAUGAAACUGACAAUCAGAACGAAAAACUUUCUGUCAAUUUGGAUGGUUAUUUGAAUGAUAACAAGAACUCUAGUGGUAUUGUCGACUUAUCCCCUGCUUUCUCUCUUGUUGGGACACGUUCAUCUGUCGCGAAAAUGCGUUUACUGCUUGAAUUUCAAGCAGAUAAUUGGAAUGAACUGGAUGAAUUAGAAGAAGCCCGGCGAUCUUUGUUUAGUCAAUUACGUCAAACCAGUCAACUCAACCAACAAUCCGACACUCUGUCACCCACUCGCAUUUCCAAUGGCAGGUCCAAUAGAGGUGGAGGGAACUUCGGAAGAACUAGAACUGUUGGUCGCGGUCGCCGACAACCUGAAAACUUGAUUCCUGAACAAUCUUUAGGUGAUAAAGAAAUAUCUCGUCCACCCAACACACAUGACCAACAUAUGCGCGGCAGAAAUAUCCAUCAAUCAGACAUAACCAAUAAUAAUAUGAAAAAUCGUCAGUCAUCAGUGAAUGAUUCAUAUUCUGUUUAUUCUAACGGUGUAAUGUCAUCUGGUGAUCAUGGAAAUCGACUAGCUGACAACAAGAAUGAUAUUUCGGGCUCAAAUAAUAUAAACGAAGACCAAACGCCAAAACAAAACAACGGUACCUCUAGACGUGGUCAAAACCGCAACAAAGCUAGAGCAGUUUAAAGUUUGUGGAAUAAAUAAAUUUUACCAAAAGCCCCUGGUGUCCUAAUGUUGCCUUUUGUUUCAAAAAUUAACUACUGAGUUAAAGUGUGCUUUAUUAGGUUUAUCUUUUCACAAAAUAUUCAUAACCGUAAACAGUUUAGAUGGUCUUCCUCCUAGCGUUCAGCAAUAAUGCUCUUUCAUUUUCGAACUGUAUUUCAAGUAGUGACAGCACAUCACGUGUUUGUGUAGGUUUUUGCUUAGCCUUUUAAAGUGCAUUUACACGCGCGCCACCACUGUGUAAUUAAAUAUGACCUUGUUUCUCUUGCCUGUUUGUACCUUUUUACAUUGCAACCUAAUAUUGAUUGACAAAUAUCUUUCAGCUUUUCUCUGCCACCAUUCAUCGAUAGAUUUUGAUCUUUUAAAAUAAAGAUUGUUGGUUUUACUGAUUUUUUUUGUGGAGGUGGGAUAAAUCAUUUCUUCCGUAAACAUCACAAUUGUAAAUAUCGUGAAUCUGUUGCAUUUCCGAUUGAAUUAUUCCACGAUAUCAGUGGGAUAAACCAGAGUUCUGUGAAUUCCGAUAACAUCGAUACUCGAAGACGGUAACAGCUGUAAGAAUACUACGUUCAAAUUUAAGGCCGAUUUAACGUGAUUACACAUCGAUUAUUAUUUAUUAUACCCAAUUUUCCGAUUAAUAAUUUGCGUUUGGCGAAUUUGGUUAUCUCUGAAAUUUACACUAAAUACUACUUCAUACCUUUGUACCCACCUAGUGAGUUUUUAAAUGCAUUAAGAUUCAACCAUUUGUUUGUAUUUACCUAAAAUUUCUAUCCAUGCAUUGGUUUUUGUGAAUUAGCAGGUUGUGG